This is a messenger RNA of Anopheles aquasalis, 3303 nucleotides long. RefSeq lists its product as uncharacterized. The record is from RefSeq and is a predicted model, not a curated record. Lineage: Eukaryota; Metazoa; Arthropoda; Insecta; Diptera; Culicidae.
CAAAACAUUAAUUUCUUCUGAAACGCGGUGCGGUCAGCACCAGAUUACUGUGCAUGCGCGAUCUUGAACAUUCGUAGGACAAGAUAGUGAAAUUCGAUCGCGUUCAAUAUGAAUGCUGUAAACAAGGCAACUCAUUGUGGUGCAAAGGAAGGCCAAGGGGCAUCCAACAGCAGCCCGUUGCCGAAACCAGCAAGCGAAGCUCCAUCAAGUCUGUUGAAUAUGGAUUCUUUACCCAGCAAUUUUCAGAUCGGCUGUACAAAAAUCGUAGUAGUAAACAAGCCGAUGGAUCAGGAAGGGCGCACAACAAAACCAGCGCAUCAUUCGUUGUCCUCCGCUAUGAUCGAACCGUCCGUGAACGAACCUACGAACCAUAUCCUAACGGUAUCAAAAUCACAUUUUCAGCAAAUGCAGAAGAGCUCAUUAGCGUCCGGUAGCUUUAUCACAGAAACCCAUGGUACGAACUCUUCUCCGUCGGUUCAAUCGCCACACGUUCCAAUCAAUGCCCGCGCACAGUUAAAACAGAAUUCUGUAUCGCCAUUGGCGAAUCAAAUGUCUACGAAUGACACAACUCAGCAAUUUAGUCUGGUGCUUGAGGCGCUCGCACGCAUCUCUCAGACUGUGGAACAAAACACGAUAAAACUUCAAGCCCUGAGCAACGAAAUCUCACAAUAUGCGAAUAUACAAGGGCAGAUUUUACAAACGCUGAAAGAGCUACAGAAAUCGUCCAUAGCUCAUCGCGCAGAAAUGGACAUUCGAAUGGACUUCGUUAAUAAAACCAGCAUACAAACACAGGUAUUAAAAACCCUAAGCGCACAACAAGAGUUGAUCACAACUCAUGGUAAAUCUGUGCCACUACACUUAAAACCCGUCGAUAGUCUUGAAGAUUUGGAGAGACUCGAGAAACUGUCCAAAAACAAGAACUUCGUGGAAUCUCUGGCACGGUUUAUAAAGUCUACGUUUCCCGCAGAUUUUGAUGGCACAGCAGGAACCUAUUGUCACCGUAUAGUGGAUUUUUUCUUCACGAGACAAUUCCUGACAAAAUGCUCAUGGACUGGAAGUUCGAUAAAUGGAAUCCAAAAAAUUGGAUUUCGCUACUUUCCUUACAUGGUCAAUUUGUUUAUUUCUGUUGUGCAGCAUGCCUACCCCGAAUUUACCGAAAAAGAGGGAAUACAUUUCCUCAGGAGGGUUAUGAUUCAUGCUAAAGUUCGUUUACACGAUAUACAACGUGCAAGUACAGCACGUAAAAAAAGGGAUAAAACAAAUCGGGCCGAAGCUCAACCACGAAGAAAAAAAGCAUUCCGACCGAAGAUCGAAGUCGUUGAGAAUAGCACAGACUGUUUCGAGAUUGAUCCCUUGAAGAUUGAAGUAGAUUUAGAUGAGUUAGAUAUUCCGAAUGGUAACUAAUUCAGCCAGAUACGUAAAGGAUGAAAUCGGCACGUUGGUGGGUCGGUACUCUGAACCGUUUAUUGAUUGGUGAAUAACAGUGCAUAAUUAAGGAAUAAAUGAGAAUGAGAAGAAACAUACAACUCAAGUUACAUCAUUCUAUAUUUCUGAAUCAUUUCUGUAUGCCAGCCAUUUAUACUGGAGCUGAGGAUUAUUUUUUGUGUUCUGCCUCUCUUGUACUUCAAUAGGUCCAAGAAAUCCUCUAUAGACGUUUCCAAUGUUUCGCUUGUUAACCGUUACUGCAUGUUGCUUUGUUAAAACAGGAUGAUAAGUUUAAUAAAACCGACGAAUAUCGUUUUACUUUAGGAACUCUGGUGUACGAAUUUUGAAUGGAAGAGACAGCACCAGAUUACUGUGCGUGCGCGAUCUUGAGCAUUCGCAGGACAAGAUAGUGAAAUUCGAUUGCGUUCAAUAUGAAUGCUGUAAACAAGGCAACUCAUUGCGGCGGAACGAAAGGCCAAGGGCCAUCCAACAGCAGGCCGUUGCCGAAACAAGCAAGCGAAGCUUUAAAGAAUCGAAUAUCAAAUCUGUUGAAUAUGGAUGCUUUACCCAGCAAUUUCCAGAUCGGCUGUACAAAAAUCGUAGUAGUAAACAAGCCGAUGGAUCAGGAAGGGCGCACAACAAAACCAACGCAUCAUUCGUUGUCCUCCGCUAUGAUCGAACCGUCCGUGAACGAACCUACGAACGAUAUCCUAACGGUAUCAAAAUCACAUUUUCGGCAAAUGCAGAAGAGCUCAUUAGCGUCCGGUAGCUUUAUCACAGAAACCCAUGGUACGAACUCUUCUCCGUCGGUUCAAUCGCCACACGUUCCAAUCAAUGCCCGCGCACAGUUAAAACAGGAUUCUGUAUCGCCAUUGGCGAAUCAAAUGUCUACGAAUGACACAACUCAGCAAUUUAGUCUGGUGCUUGAGGCGCUCGCACGCAUCUCUCAGACUGUGGAACAAAACACGAUAAAACUUCAAGCCCUGAGCAACGAAAUCUCACAAUAUGCGAAUAUACAAGGGCAGAUUUUACAAACGCUGAAAGAACUACAGAAACCUUCCAUAGCUCAUCGUGCUGAAAUGGACAUUCGAAUGGACUUCGUUAAUUCACCGAAUAAUACCAGCAUACAAACACAGGUAUCAAAAACCCUAAGCGCACAACAAGAGUUGACCACAACUCAUAGUAAAUCUGUGCAGCCAGUACACUUAAAACCCGUCGAUAGUCUUGAAGAUUUGGAGAGACUCGAGAAACUGUCCAAAAACAAGAACUUCGUGGAAUCUCUGGCACGGUUUAUAAAGUCAUUGUUUCCCGCAGAUUUUGAUGGCACAGCACGAACCUAUUGUCUCCGUAUAGUGGAUCUUUUCUUCACGAGACAAUUCAUGACAAAAUGCUCAUGGGCUGGAAGUUCGAUAAAUGGAAUCAAAAAAAUUGGAUUUCGCUACUUUCCUUACAUGGUCAAUUUGUUUAUUUCUGUUGUGCAGCAUGCCUACCCCGAAUUUACCGAAAAAGAGGGAAUACAUUUCCUCAGGAGGGUUAUGAUUCAUGCUAAAGUUCGUUUACACGAUAUACAACGUGCAAGUACAGCACGUAAAAAAAGGGAUAAAACAAAUCGGGCCGAAGCUCAACCACGAAGAAAAAAAGCAUUCCGACCGAAGAUCGAAGUCGUUGAGAAUAGCACAGACUGUUUCGAGAUUGAUCCCUUGAAGAUUGAAGCAGAUUUAGAUGAGUUAGAUAUUCCGAAUGGUAACUAAUUCAGCCAGAUACGUAAAGGAUGAAAUCGGCACGUUGAUGGGUCGGUACUCUGAACCGUUUAUUGAUUGGUGAAUAACAGUGCAUAAUUAAGGAAUAAAUAAGAAUGAGAAGAAACAUAAAACUCAA